GAUCAAUGCCCAUUAAUCGACCUUGCUUACGCUGUGAAUGUAUUUUAUCCCUAAAAAUCAGUAUAUUUUAAUAUUCUGCCUUUGAUUCAAAUACAUAUGGGAUGUAUUUUAUUACUUUAAUAUGCCCUCAAUGGCAAUCCACCUCGACAUUUAUUAUUUAACUUGUACUAAACGAAUCGGGAAAAUCCGAUGCUAACCUUCAUACGGGUUUCAAUUAAAAAUAAUUACUAGUGAGCGCUUGAAACACGCCUUUGGGACGUUCCGCCACUAGAUGGCGGUAAAGUAACAAACCCCCGCCUCUACCUGAACCAGGUUACUUAUUUCUAGGGCGGAGGGGAACCUUUUUUAUUAGGAGGAGCUAUAACUAUAAGGGACAUGCAUGCAGUUACAGUCAGUCGCUGAUUUCUGCGUACAAGUGUAGCAUUUCAGUCUAGUCCAUACAACGUUAAAACUUAAACAUGAAGUAUUUAAACUGAGAUUCUUAGAAACACCAAGGAGCAGUGGGAGUAAUUCAUCACUUCGCCAUACAAAAUCUUCUGGAAGUACAUACCACAAUCCCUUCGAAAUCCCUCUUGCAGAGUCAGUACCCAGAGCUGCCCCAAGAGUCACUAAAGAAACAUCUCUGCUGCUGUCCUUAACAGCAGAAGCUCAGUGCAGUGUUGCCGCGGAGCAAGAGGCCUCACGCCAGCUCGCAGUCGGCGGGAUCAAGCGAAGCCAGGAGGAUGGUUCAUAAAGGAGAACAGAAACAGCCUUGCUUCCUCUUCUUCAUCUUGGCGUCCACUCUGCCCUGCCUGAGUGCAGAGUAUUCCAGCUGCGGGGAGAAUGAGUUCUACAACCAGACCAGUGGCAGCUGCCAGCCGUGUCCACCUUGCCAGCCAGGCCAGGAGCCCUAUAUGAACUGCGGCUACGGUGUGAAAGACGAUGACUACGACUGUGUCCCGUGUCCAGCGGGCAAGUUCUCCAAGGGGAAGUACGAGAUCUGCAGGCGACACAAGGACUGUGAUGCUUUGUACCGAGCCACCGUGCUGACGCCGGGAACAGCAGAGAGUGACGCUGAGUGCGGAUCCUGCCUGCCAGGAUAUUACAUUCUGGAGAACCGCCCACGAAACAUCUAUGGGAUGGUGUGUCACUCCUGCCAGAAUGCUCCGAAAAACAACAAAGAUUGCAUGCGGGCGGCAGUGGAGUCACCAGGCCGUGGUACCAGCAUGUCGACCAGCACCACCAUCUUUCCACACCCACACAAAGAUCCUACUGGACAGGGUCACUUGGCAACUGCCCUCAUCAUCGCCAUGUCAAUAAUCUUCAUCAUGGCCAUCGCCAUAGUGCUGAUCAUCAUGUUCUACAUCCUGAAGGCCAAGCCCAGCAGCCAAGCUUGUUGUUCUGGCCAGGUGGUGAAGACUGUUGAGCCUCAGUCAGACAGGCAGGAAGAGAAGAAGGACAUCCAAGAAAAUGUGGUCAUUUUCGCAGAAAAGGAUGAAUUUGACAAACUCAAACCCAGUCCCCAAAAAUCUCCAAAAAGUGAGAACGACGCUUCUUCGGAAAACGAGCAGCUGCUGAGCCGCAGCAUAGACAGCGACGAGGAGGCGGCCCUGGAGAAGCAGGGGGCCGCCGACAUGUGCCUGCUCUCACUGGUCCACCUCACCAGGGACAAGGCAUCCUCCUCUGCCAACAACAACAACAACAACUACAGCAGCAAGUUCACCGGAAACCGAAGGAAAAAGAUUUUGGGUCUUUACACAAAAGCCUGCAAUGUUUCAGAGGGGCAAAGCCCCACAGAGCUGCCCUUCGACUGCCUGGAGAAGACCAGCCGCAUGCUGAGCUCCACGUACAACACGGACAAGGCUGUGGUGAAGACGUGGCGCCACCUGGCGGAGAGCUUCGGCCUGAAGCGGGACGAGAUUGGCGGCAUGUCAGACGGCCUGCAGCUGUUUGACCGCAUCAGCACGGCAGGGUACAGCAUCCCCGACCUGCUCACCAGGCUGGUGCAGAUCGAGCGGCUCGACGCCGUGGAGUCCCUCUGCUCCAACAUCCUGGGAGCGGCUGAGGGGACCACCGCCGCCAGCGUGACCCUGUCCUCUCGGUGUGCCAGCGUGUGAGAUCCAGUCCGACCCCCCCAACAACAUGAAGAAUUGUACCACAUGGAUGGAGAGGCAAUACCAGGACCACAGCGAAAGACAUAAGGCCUGCUUGCUUGUUAAAGGCCUUCCAUGCAACAUAUUUUGGGUACUGAGACAGGCCGGACUUAAGAGUUACGCAAAGAAAAGACAGUGGAAAACUGGCUCUGUUCCCCUGACAGAUUUUCUUCGCCUUCAGUCCCACAUGGAGCACAGGAGUGUUGGUAAACUCUGGCGCAGGACGCUCAGAUCAGUAUUUACUCCAGGAUUUUCUUAACUGUCACAGUGGUUAGUUGCAUGUGUGAAUAAAUUCUACAGUUUGAGAUAUUCAGUGUAAUGGCACAAGUCCACUGGAAUGCAGGAACCAGGCCAUGCUCCAGCUGUACUGCGAAGAGAGACUAGUGACAGCAUGGUUCCAGCUCGCUUUGGCUUUUCGCUGCAGAUGGGUCGGUUCGGUAAAGGCGUUGCCGGGUUUGGACAACAACAGUGACAUAAAACCGAGGAGACUCUUAUUUACUUUUCACAUGGUGUACAUCAUGAUUUACUACGUGCUAAUUUCUGCUAGCGUGCCUGUGAGAAUCGCUGUGUUAUGUUAGCAUGAAAUAUUAGUGGAAUUAACAGUAGCUUUUGCAUUUAGAAUCCAGUCCAUUCGGCCAUUCUAUAGUACUUUUUUAAGUAGGCAGUUGGAAAUUUACAAGUUCCAAAUCCCUCAAUACAUUGCGAUGUGCGAUGCUACUAAUUAUGAAUAAUGAACAUAAUAUACCCUUUUUCCCUUCAGAUAAUCCAUGCAUGUCGACACAGAAAACCACUAUCUCCAUGCAGCUCAACCAAUCAGGUGGUGGUGAUGCAACCAGCUCAGUUCAGUCAUACUUUUGGCCCUGCUACUAAGCAAGGCCAUGUCAGAUCGGGUAUCGGUCAGGUACUGCUCGCAUAAUUAAUGCUUCUGUGAACACUCAUCCUGACCCAUCAGGAACAUUUCACACAGGAACUCGGUUAUAAUUUAGAACACUAGGGGAAUGUACAAUCUGAUCUAAUGCCUUCAAAAACCAGUCACAGCUAAGCAGAAUCUAAUCUAAUUAUAUUCUAUUUACUGAUAAGUUUACCUCUUCUGAGUUUAUUUCUUCAUCAUAAAUCCUUGAACUCACGAGUUUAAAUAUGCUUCCCUGCUGCUGCUUGUUAUUGCCGCUGGUCUUAAUUGGCUGAAAAUGCGGUUUCAGGUUAUAGAUAUAGUGCAGAGUCUCCUGACUGCUAACACCCACUAACCAAUAAAGACAGAGAGACUAACCAUUAAAGUAGCCAGUGCAAAUGGCUGUAUGGCUCCCUAAUUGUGAGCUAGGAGCAGCAUAGCAUGUUACUAUGUCAUUUGAUUCUUUAUGGCUUGUAAAGACUCAAUGAGCAGGUCUCCAGACAUUUAGCUGAAUUCUCAGUAUGCGUUGACUCAUUAUUAUAGCAUGUUCUCGCAGCACUUUUUAGUUGUCUAUUGAAAACAAGGUUGUGUGGAAGGUUGUGACAUUUCUUAAUGAGGAUUAAAAUCAGAACAUUUCAGUACUGUCAGCUGUCAAAACUUAUACAAAUCAGUUUCACUUACCUCAUUUGCAUAUUGUGUAGUAGAGAAGAAUUUAAGGGAAACAAGAUAAAUAACAAUGAAAAACAAAUGUGUACCAAGAGUGUAUAUAUAACUUAUUACUGUACUGUAAAUAUGCAUCAGUAGAAAAGUAUUAAUAAAAUCCUACAUAAAAUUGUGCUUUUCAUUCUACUUGGGUAAAUUUGGUACACCAUUGAACGGGUUUGCUUAAUUUUACCGUACAUGGGUAAUUUUGCAGGAAUUUAGUUCAUGGAUAAUCAAAUUUGAUUUAAUUGUAUUUGGUUGAUGUCAUUAACUCUACGAUGAUUUCACUUUAUUUUCAUUUACACAGGUGAGUUUGUGGGCAACAGAAUAUUGAAGGAUUUAUCUUGGUUUUUCUACACAGGAGAGAUUUUGCAGGUGUUUCAUUCAUGAAUGAUUUUAAAUGAUUUAACUUUACAUG
Molecule: messenger RNA, 4141 nt
Organism: Paramormyrops kingsleyae
Lineage: Eukaryota; Metazoa; Chordata; Actinopteri; Osteoglossiformes; Mormyridae
Product: tumor necrosis factor receptor superfamily member EDAR-like
Biological process (GO): positive regulation of canonical NF-kappaB signal transduction; positive regulation of JNK cascade
Cellular component (GO): plasma membrane
Molecular function (GO): signaling receptor activity
Source: RefSeq, a predicted model, not a curated record